Molecule: messenger RNA, 1756 nt
Organism: Rhododendron vialii
Lineage: Eukaryota; Viridiplantae; Streptophyta; Magnoliopsida; Ericales; Ericaceae
Product: transcription factor bHLH30-like
Exons: 3
Coding region: 546-1256 (236 amino acids)
Biological process (GO): regulation of DNA-templated transcription
Molecular function (GO): DNA-binding transcription factor activity; protein dimerization activity
Source: RefSeq, a predicted model, not a curated record
GGUCAAGGAGGAGACAAUGCUGCUUUUUUCCCUUCGGAUCCCCCAAGAAAAAGGUAUUGCCAAUGCCGUAAUCAACUGCGCCGGAAAAUGAUUGCAAAAUUUUUUUUCGCACUUUUUCACACCAAAGUUUACUCCAGAACACUACAGCUUGUUGGGAAAAUAUUCCUUUAUGUCCCCCGUCACUCUUUCUUUCUUGUCUGGGUAUCUUGAUUGGUCUUAUUUAAAUCGGGGACUUUAUCGUCAAAACUUGACAAAGAGUGUUUUGGUUAGUUUAUUUGCACAUUAGCUAAUUUUUUAGCUAUCGAUACCAAAGCUCCGUGCAAAUUGACUCCGUAAGAAUUAACAGCAGUUGAUACUGCCCCAGCUCCGGUAAUUGAGAUCUCUGGAGCUGAUAUUUCAACAACUAUUUAAUUGGCUUUUAACAACAAAAAUACUCGGGAUUUUAAAGGGAGGGAGGAGCCCUCCGAGCAUAUCAGAAAUUAAUUUCAGAGAGCAGAAAUUAGCAUCCGGAGGUUAUUAAAGCAAAAUCGUGCCCAGGUGGACGAAUGUAUUCUAUUCCAAGCUACUAUGAAUUGGGAAGCUGUUCCAGUUCUGGGAAUUUUCUCCAAGGAGUAGUACUAAGCUCAAGUAGAACUGCAACAACAAACAAGGGAAACUCCUCCUGUUCAACAGCAGAAAAGAAGGCAGAAACAGCAAGCAAGAACCACAGCGAGGCCGAGAGGAGACGUCGAAAGCGAAUCAACACCCACCUCGCCACUCUUCGUACACUCCUUCCAAAAACCAUCAAAACAGACAAGGCUUCACUGCUAGCAGAGGUAGUCCGACGACUCAGGGAAUUGAAGAAGACAACAUCCGAAUUUGCAGCCAAUGACACCAACAGCGAAACUUCCCAAUGUAACCUUUUCCCAACCGAAUGUGAUGAACUCAACCUAUGUCACUCCGAAACAGAGCCGGGGACAAUAAAGGCAACCCUAUGCUGCGAGGAUCGGCCGGAGUUGAUAUCGGAGAUAACCGCGGCGGUGAAGGCGGCGGAAGGGAAGGUGGUCAGGGCGGAGAUGGCGACGGUUGGAGGGCGGACCAAGAGCAUUUUGUGGGUUCAAUUCGUCUCACCCACCGGGUGCGGCAGCGGCGGUGGUGAAGGGAGGCUGCGGCGGGGUCUGAAGGGGGUAGUGAACAGGGCUGCUGCUUUGUCGAGUACUGGGCCAGGCCUGCAGGCUUUGCCGGAGAAUAAACGGGCUCGUCUCUCUCAAUACUGAUUUUAUUGGGCUAGGUGUUUUGGACUUUGGUUAGGUAAUGUUGGACCUGGUUGUUGGAGGGGACCAGUUACGGGCAUAGUCGAAUAAUUAUUCACUAGUUCGGGAGAACUGUCACGUGAUGCUCUGAACUGUUUCAAACGACAUAUUUAUAUAAGGUUCAUACAUGUAAUGUAGUCGUGGACCUCACGAGAAUGCGUGGUUGUUGAGUAAUUCGGAGUACCAAGUUGUAGUGCUCCCGCACUGUUGAAUAAUUUCGCGUCGUAAUCCGUGGAGCUUUGAUGGAUUGGUGUAUAUUAUGACUGUACACAAUGAUUAGUCAUUAAUGGGAAAAGGUUAAGAAGAGCAGGGGAACAAGGAACAGUACUGCAAGUAGGGAAGAUGUUUUAAUCUUUUUCAAGGUUUCAUCUCUAUUGGGGAACAUGAGUUUUCAAGUUGAUUUUGCAUGGCUGUGGGAAACAUGUAUAAAUAAUGUUUUUCAUUAUUUCUAACGUAAUUACAAU